AUGUUUGAAAAAGACAUAAGCUUUUCUUAUGCAUCAUUUUCAUAUUAUAAAGACUAAAAUUUGUUUUCUACAUAAUUUUAUGAUAAAUAUGGAAACUAUUUAUUCGAAAAAUUUCCUGAUGAAAAAAUAACAAUUUCUACAUUAAACUUUGUUGAAAAAAAAGAGCCUUAUAUUUUUUAUGGUACUGAAAGUGUAAACUUAUAAUUUAAUGCUUGA
This is a messenger RNA of Ichthyophthirius multifiliis, 216 nucleotides long. RefSeq lists its product as hypothetical. The record is from RefSeq and is a predicted model, not a curated record. The transcript is spliced from 4 exons. NCBI's taxonomy places the organism in Eukaryota, Ciliophora, Oligohymenophorea, Hymenostomatida.